Messenger RNA from Cyclopterus lumpus (lumpfish), 2041 nucleotides. It is a transcript of the gene polr3c, whose product is annotated as polymerase (RNA) III (DNA directed) polypeptide C. Gene Ontology annotation, molecular function: single-stranded DNA binding. The transcript is spliced from 14 exons. NCBI's taxonomy places the organism in Eukaryota, Metazoa, Chordata, Actinopteri, Perciformes, Cyclopteridae. The record is from RefSeq and is a predicted model, not a curated record. Gene Ontology annotation, cellular component: RNA polymerase III complex. The coding region runs from base 214 to 1854 and encodes 546 amino acids. Gene Ontology annotation, biological process: DNA-templated transcription.
AAACCAGCGAAGCUGAACAGCGGAAGUGCUCGUGCGUCGUCUGCUGUGGUUUGUCUAUGAGAAGCCGCGUGGGUCUAGUUGACUUUCAGUGGGAUGCUCAACAUAAGGGUUUUGCCUGGGUGCUGAAACUUGUCUGUCGGAAAGGGUGUUUGGGGUUUGCAACUUCCUGAAGUCGGAGCCCAAAGUGAACGCUUAAAUCCACACUAAAACAAGAUGACUUCCCAGGGGGUGCGUCUGUGCAGUCUCCUGCUGCGGGAGCAUUUUGGAGAAGUGGUGGAGAAAGUGGGAACACACCUGCUCAGAGGUGGAGCACAGAAUUUAAGAACCAUCAUUCAUGAGACUGGCAUCUCACUGGACCUGGUCAAGAAGUCCUUGUGUGUGCUCGUGCAGCAUGGGGCCUGUGUGUUCAGCUCGGGCCGUAAAGGACCUGGGAGCCCCACAGAGUAUCGGACCAGCUGUGAUUGGAUUCUGAGAAUUCUGAGAUACCCGCGUUACAUCUACACUGCCAAAACCCUGUACGGUGACACCGGAGAGCUAAUCAUAGAGGAGUUACUACAGAGAGGUCACUUGACCAUGAGUAGCACAGUUAAGACAGUCGCCGACCGCCUCACACAGAACAUGGAGGAGGGUUGCUGCAUGGAUUACAACGAAGUGUCUUCUGCCUUCGCCAAACUGGUGGAGACUCAUUUUCUUCAGCGCUGCCCCUCGAUGGUGGGACCAGGAACAACAGCCAGUGCCACUCCAGCUACCCCUGCAACCACUGGUACUCCAGCUGCCCCUGUCAGCAUUGCUGUGCCCACGGCAGAGAGCUUCCCCGACUGUUACAAGGUGCCUCACAUCACACUUGUAGGGCGAGGCAAACGCCAACUCUGCGGUGAGGAUGGAGAGGACCAAAGGAAUACAAAGAAGGCUAAAACGGAUUCACAGACUCAUGGUGAUGAGGGGAUUUGCUGGCAGGUCAAUUUUGAGAGGUUCCAUCUCCACUUCAGAGACCAGGCCAUCAUCAGUGCUGUAGCCAACAAAUUGGAUCAGACGAGCAGUGAGAUAGUGAGGACUAUGCUGAGGAUGAGUGAGGUGACGACCUCGCCCACAGCCGCCUAUACGAAGCCUCUCUCAGCCAACGAGAUCUUCAGGUCCCUCCCGACCAGCUACAACAUCCCCAGGCCCAUCUUAGACCAGUACCUCACGCUACUGGUUGAUGACCCGAUGGAGUUUGUGGGCAAGUCUGGUGAAAGUGGAGGAGGGAUGUACGUUGUCAAUCUGCACAGAGCGCUGGCCAAUUUGGCUCGAGCCACGCUUGAGUCUGUUGUACAAGAGAGAUUUGGCUCCAGAUCAGCGCGCAUCUUCCGUCUGUUGCUAAGGAAACGUCACCUGGAGCAGAAACAGGUCGAGGAUUUUGCAAUGAUUCCAGCCAAAGAGGCCAAGGACAUGCUCUACACGCUGCUUUCAGAGAACCUGGUCCAGCUGCAGGAAAUCCCAAAGACUCCUGACUUUGCUCCCUCUCGUACUUUCUAUCUUUACACCGUCAACCAGCUCCCGACUGCAAGAAUGCUGCUUCAGAACUGCUACAAGACAGUCGGCAACCUCAUAGAGCGACGGCUGUUUGAGUCCAAAGAGAGCAAGCGUCUGCUGGAGAAAUCCCAGCGAAUCGAGGCCAUUCUGGCAUCUCUGCAGGCCAGUGGGGCCGAGCCUGAGCAGCUGACUGAGGUCGAGGAGAUGAUCACUGCUACUGAAAAGCAACAGCUGGAGGCCUUACGGCUUCAUAUCAACAAGUUAGAUUCAGCAGAGAACCAGGUGGAUGAAUCCAUCUUUCUUAUAGAGUCCUACGUCACCUCCACUGCGUCCACAAGUUGAGGGCAUUACAACUCAAACAUUGUACUUUUGUGGAUUUUCUCCAUUAUGUUUUGUGUAUGAAUGCUGUCUAAGUAUGGCUGUUUUAUAGUUUAUAUGACUGGACUGAUUCAAUUUGCAGUGCAGUAAAAUUUGAAUAAAUGUUGUUUUUAUUUCACGCAUCAGCAAAUUAAUAAAUUGAGCAUGAGAA